Molecule: messenger RNA, 2298 nt
Organism: Penicillium angulare
Lineage: Eukaryota; Fungi; Ascomycota; Eurotiomycetes; Eurotiales; Aspergillaceae
Exons: 11
Coding region: 1-2298 (765 amino acids)
Biological process (GO): rRNA base methylation
Cellular component (GO): nucleus
Molecular function (GO): 23S rRNA (adenine(1618)-N(6))-methyltransferase activity
Source: RefSeq, a predicted model, not a curated record
AUGGACAAUGUCCGCGCUCUUUACAAAAAUGAUGUCGAUUUCGAGGCUCUUGCCUUGCAAUCUCCUGAGUUCGCUCAGCAUCUGAAACAAAAAAAACAUGUCGACUUCAAUGACCCUGCCACGGUCAGACAGUUGACUAUCAGUCUGCUGCAACGAGACUUUGGCCUCGAAGUGAAGCUGCCGGAGGAUCGGCUAUGCCCUCCAGUGCCAAAUAGAUUGAAUUAUAUCAUUUGGCUUCAAGAUCUUCUUGACUCUACAACCGGGUCUAUUGAUAGGAGGGUUGACAUGAAAAAAGAUCGAACGGGCCUCGAUAUGUAUGCUAUCACGGGCCAUGACUCUCGAACUCUGAGGCUAACGAAAAAUGGCUUCCAGUGGAACCGGAUGCUGCAGUAUCUAUCCUCUUUUAGGCUGCAAAACUCGACUGGGGUGGAAGUUUCUGGCGACCGCGCUCAAGAUAACGUGAAAUUGAAUGAGCUCGAAUCACGAAUUCGGAUUCUUCAAACAGACCCCAGCGAUUCCUUUUUCCCUCUAGCUAAGUUCCAAGAGCAACGCAUUGACUUUACAAUGUGCAAUCCGCCUUUUUAUGCAUCGCAAGAAGAAAUGGCUACAUCUGCGGAGGGGAAAGCACAAGCCCCCAACUCUACAUGUACGGGCGCUAAGGUGGAGAUGAUCACACCUGGUGGUGAAUCGGCCUUCGUGACACGCAUGAUUGACGACAGCCUUCAAACCCGAGACCAGAUUCAGUGGUACACCUCAAUGCUUGGCAAGUUGAGCAGUGUGACUGCAGUGGUCGAUACGCUGAUGAAGCGUGAAAACCGAAACUACGCGGUUACAGAGUUUGUCCAGGGUAAUAAAACAAAGCGAUGGGCCGUUGCUUGGUCAUGGAGUGACAUGCGACCCUCAAUGAGCAUCGCACGAGGAAUCCCAGGAUUUCCUAGGCAUUUGCUACCUUUCCCGUCCGAAUUUUCUUUUGACUUACCCGUGGAAACAACUUUUUCCAAUGUUGUCGAUGCCAUGAAUAAGGAUUUGAGCUCUCUAUCCUGGUCUUGGACCUGGGACAAAAACCUCAGUGCAGGUAUUGGGUUUGCGUCGGAAAGUGUCUGGUCUCGACAGGCGCGCCGCAAGGCAAAGCUCGCAGAACAACAAGGGUCAACGAGUAAGCCAGCGUCGAACUCGAAGGAAACAGAACUGGGGGUUCGAGUGCAGUUGAGCCUUGCCCGUGCAAAAGAUUCGGAAGCACACGAAAUCAAAGUCCUGAUUAGCUGGAUCCAAGGAACGGACCAUGUGCUAUUCGAGAGCUUCUGCGGAAUGUUGAAGAGGAAACUGGGAACCAGAUUGUGGGUCUUCCCGGACUCACUUCUGGACGCCGAGCGACCUCGGGCUUGUGACGUCCCUCGGAACAAGGGAAUUAAAACGGCGGGUAUCUCCUCAUCGCUCACAACUUUCAUCCACGCCAUCAUGUCGAAACUUUCCGCUAGUCUUAAGUCAUUGAUCAAUGCGCCUGCUGCUAGGCCAAACACAGUGCCAGCGCCCGCCAAUAUUGCAUCUAUCUACUCCAAGAUCCAGCAAACCGCCCAGGCCCAAAAUGUCUCCCAUCCAUCAUGGAUCGCGCUAUCGACCGCAGCUACAAUGACCAUGAACUCCCCCGAAUCCCUCGCCAUCCUCUACCAAGUGGCCAGCUCCACAUCCCCCAAUAAAGUCGAGACCGCCGAACUAAUGCGCGAAGUGGGAUUAAAGUGCAUAAGUUUUAACGGAAUCCCACGUUCAAUCAACUGCCUCAAUUCGUUUAAGGCUAGCCUCCCCGAAGCCGUUAGCACCGAGCUAUCACGAACACCCACUCGCGCCCCGAACCCCGCAAACAUUACCUCAAUCAGCGAACGAGGCCAAGCCCUAUGGGACUCAAUAUAUCGACCCUUUGAUAAGAAACUAUACAAUAAGCUUGCAGACUCACAUCCCGAUUUACCAGUCCAUAUCCUGCACAGUAACUACGGUGCUUUGCUUUCUGACCCCGCACGGACAACGGGUGCCUCGGCCGGUCGUGUUUUGACAUCUAUUGUGGCUGUGGCUUGUCUUCGCGCGCAGACUGGUGUUGGACCUCAGGUUCUUUCGCAUAUUUUUGGUCUUAGGAAGGCUAUUGAGGAUGGAAGCUGGGCUAGUGAUGUUGAGAGUGAGGAGGGUGCUCGCUGGUUGGCUAGUGAUGAGGGUAAUACUUGGAUUUUGAAUAGCGUGGAUGCUAUUGUUGAGAGUAUUAGCCAGGGUUCUGGAUCGAAUUUCGCGCCUGGAAAGGCUAAGCUGUAA